AUGUUUCGCCUUUUUUCUAUAAUCGCUGUACUCAUUGUAGCCCUGGGAUCUGUUGGUCUCGCUCGGCUACUGGAAAAGCGUGCCGAAGAGUUCGGCAUAUAUGCCUUUGGCGACAAAAUCAGUGGACUGCAGAUUUACUAUUGGAGUGGUGCCGCCUUGAUAGGCGAUCCAACUCAGUCCAAAAACUCAACCGACGUGCUGCCGGUCACCUUCACGGUCUCUGGCUCGGAUGGAAACACCUUUACUGCGCACUCCGGGAACAAGGCCAAGUCUUUGACUGACCAAGCUCUUUACAUAUCGAAUGAUGGAUCGGACAAAGUCGGCUUUUCCUCAUCUACCGAACGGAGCAGUGGAAAGUUAACCGACAUUUGGUGGCUAUACGGACGUUACGUUAUGACCAACGUCGAAGGGGCAACCUUCUACGCCGAGCCAACUUCUGACGGGUGGUAUACGUUGUCGUGGAGUUCGGCAGAUCAAUCAGGAACGAAUAAGGUACUGGUCACACUGCGUACUAUUGAGCCCUCGACCAAUUCUGUUUUGGCCUGA
Penicillium waksmanii is the source of this 546-nucleotide messenger RNA. RefSeq lists its product as uncharacterized. The transcript has 3 exons. Bases 1 to 546 code for a protein of 181 amino acids. The record is from RefSeq and is a predicted model, not a curated record. NCBI's taxonomy places the organism in Eukaryota, Fungi, Ascomycota, Eurotiomycetes, Eurotiales, Aspergillaceae.